AAGAAAAUCAUCAAGAGAAUACAGAAGAGAAAAAGCAAAAAGAUAAUUUGAGAUUUGGUGCUGACGUGGAAUACACUCAGAAUGGAAGGCAAACUCCCAUGUCUUCUUGUGCUGGUGGGAGCAAUUAUGACUGCCCAGUGCCAGGGCUUACACGUGCGUUUCAAACGUGGAGCCAGAUCUAGAGCCAUUUGCACAGAUAAUUCAUCUGCAGAAAUUUACCAACCCAGGGGGACCUGGCUGAGGCUUUCAGGGAGCAGAAUAGAAUACUGUAGGUGUGACAGUGGUCAGAGUCGCUGCCACACUGUGCCUGUCAGAGCCUGCACUAGAAAUAAAUGCUACAAUGGGGGCCAAUGUUCACAGGCAUAUUACUCCCCACAGCUCUUCAUCUGCCAGUGCCACCAAGGUUUCUCGGGGAAGCAGUGUGAAAUAGACACUGAAGUUAAAUGCUACAAAGACACUGGAGUAACAUAUAGGGGUACCUGGAGCAUGACAGAGAGUGGAACUGAAUGUUUAAAUUGGAAUAGCAAUAGCUUGGUGGACUGGAUGUACAGCGGCCAAAGAGCGGAUGCUGCUGAGCUGGGAUUGGGCAAUCACAACUAUUGCAGAAACCCAGAUGAGGAUUCCAGACCUUGGUGCUAUAUCUACAAAGGGGGAAGGUACGCCUGGGAGCACUGCAGUGUGCCCUCCUGUUCAAAAGUUAGGAACACCAACUGCAGAUCUGGACGAGGCACAGAUUACCGUGGCAGCCACAGUGUUACCAGUUCUGGAGCUACCUGUUUGAAGUGGAAUUCUCAAAUCCUUGUCAACAAGCUAUAUACUGCUUGGAGAAGAGAUGCUUACCGGCUGGGUCUUGGUAGUCACAAUUUCUGCAGGAAUCCUGAUAAUGACAGCAAGCCCUGGUGCCAUGUCCUGAAAGGAAAUCGGCUCACAUGGGAGUACUGCAAUGUGCCUACUUGCUCCACCUGUGGCUUACGGCAGCGCAGAGUACGCCAGUACAGGAUUAAAGGUGGUUCCUAUACAGACAUUGCAGCUCACCCAUGGCAAGCUGCCAUCUUUGUGAAGUAUCACCGCGUGCCUGGAGAGCACUUCCUCUGUGGAGGAAUUCUGAUCAGUUCCUGCUGGGUUUUGUCAGCUGCUCACUGUUUUGAGGAAGGCUUUAGUACAAAUCAGCUGAAGAUUGUGCUGGGUAGGACUUCCCGAGCAACUCCCGAGGAAAAUGAACAGAAGUUUCAAGUGAAGAAGUACACUGUGCAUCAGAGAUUUGACUCAGAAAAUUUCAACAAUGAUAUUGCUCUGUUGCAGUUGAAUUCAGAUGCAGAAGACUGUGCUGUUGAAACAAGCACUGUCCGUGCUGCCUGCCUCCCCAUGCCAGAGCUGCAGCUGCCUGACUGGACUGAAUGUGAGAUCUCUGGUUAUGGAAAAAAUGAAGAAUUUUCUCCAUUCUAUUCAGAGCACCUGAAGGAAGGCCAUGUCAGAUUGUUCCCAGCCAGUCGGUGCACAGCACAGUAUCUAGACAACCGGACAGUUACAGACAAUAUGUUAUGUGCAGGAGAUACAAGAAACCUUGAUGAUGCCUGCAAGGGUGACUCUGGAGGACCUCUGGUCUGUAUGAAGGAUGAUCGUAUGUAUCUGAUUGGAAUCAUCAGCUGGGGAAUAGGCUGUGGCCGCAAAGACAUACCUGGUGUUUAUACAAAUGUGAAUCGUUAUCUUGACUGGAUUCAGGACACCAUGAAACUCUGAGAAAGAAAAAUGAACCAUUUGCAAUCCUGUGACCAUGCACUCACAGCUUCCUUCUGGGUGCUUUAAGCAGGCUGACAGGGCUUCCUGUUUGUCCAGAUGCUUAUAACUUCUAGUACAACAGGAAAGCAAACUGCAAUGUAUGGGAAGGGCAUGUUCUCAAAAUACUCUUUCCUUAUUAUAGGUUAUUAGAAGCUAAUCAAACUUUUCCCAACCAUCACCAAACUUUCACCUUGCAUCAAAUCACAUAAGUGCAAUAAAAAAAAAUAAUUCUGGCCGAGUGAAUAAACCAAGAGACAACAUCUGGGCACCAUGCAUCUCUUUAGCAGCUGCACUGUUUUAGGAAUGGGUGUGAACUGAAGGGGACAUUUAAUUUCCUGAAAACUUCACCUCCCUCCUUACUUUGCUGUACAAUUGGAAUACCUUAAGCUCUGUCCUUAUACCAUGUCACCUUGGUAA
Pseudopodoces humilis (Tibetan ground-tit) is the source of this 2196-nucleotide messenger RNA. RefSeq names its product plasminogen activator, tissue type (gene PLAT). NCBI's taxonomy places the organism in Eukaryota, Metazoa, Chordata, Aves, Passeriformes, Paridae. Gene Ontology annotation, biological process: plasminogen activation; platelet-derived growth factor receptor signaling pathway; smooth muscle cell migration. The record is from RefSeq and is a predicted model, not a curated record. Gene Ontology annotation, molecular function: serine-type endopeptidase activity. Gene Ontology annotation, cellular component: extracellular region.